This is a messenger RNA of Onychostoma macrolepis, 4713 nucleotides long. RefSeq names its product protein phosphatase targeting COQ7 b (gene pptc7b). The coding region runs from base 369 to 1262 and encodes 297 amino acids. The record is from RefSeq and is a predicted model, not a curated record. Lineage: Eukaryota; Metazoa; Chordata; Actinopteri; Cypriniformes; Cyprinidae. The transcript is spliced from 6 exons.
GUUCUUCCACUACGUCCUUGGGUUUCCACUACGCUCUGACGUCACCGCAGCCGGUCACGUGACCGCAGGUCCCGUAUGCGCUUGUCUCCGGAACAAGAGCGCAGUGAGUGAGAGCACGAGAGGAUGGAGUGUACUGGAGAAACUUUGUCCAAGACAUAAAACAGCCGUAUAUCUCACGGGUCCGGCAUUGAGUAAAGAAGAAAGGACGCUUGUAUCAGUUUUAAAGCGGCUUGCUUUGGCUUGUGUGGUUCAUCUGCGGUGCGCGGAGCCGAAUGUUGCACAGAGGCGCAGGUUGUGCACACAGGCGCGGAUCGUAGAGAGAAGGGAGACGGGCUCGGCAGGUACACGCUUACCGUACACCGCAGGGGAUGUUAUCGGUACUUUCCUAUGGCAGGAUCGUGGCCAGGGCUGUCCUGGGCGGACUCUCGCAAACGGACGGCAGAGAUUAUAGCCUGAUCACGGCCAGCUGCGGCUUCGGGAAGGACUUUCGGAAGGGGAUCCUGAAGAAGGGCAUGUGCUACGGCGACGAUGCCUGCUUCAUAGCCCGGCACAAGUCUGCGGAUGUUUUGGGUGUUGCGGAUGGCGUCGGGGGCUGGAGGGAUUAUGGCGUGGACCCGUCGCAGUUCUCUGCCACCCUGAUGAGGACGUGCGAGCGGCUCGUGAAGGAGGGCCGCUUCACUCCCAGCAGCCCCGUGGGCAUCCUGACCUCCGGCUACUAUGAACUCCUGCAGAACAAAGUACCGCUGCUGGGGAGUAGCACAGCUUGCAUAGUCGUUCUGGAUCGUCGGAGUCACAGGAUACACACCUGUAAUCUGGGAGAUUCGGGCUUCUUGGUGGUUCGGGGUGGAGAGGUGGUCCAUCGGUCAGACGAGCAGCAACACUAUUUCAACACACCCUUCCAGCUGUCCAUAGCCCCGCCGGGGGCAGAGGGAGUGGUGUUGAGUGACAGUCCUGAGGCGGCAGAUAGCUCUUCCUUCGAUGUCCAAUUAGGGGACAUCAUUUUAACCGCUACUGACGGCCUCUUUGACAACAUGCCUGACUACAUGAUCCUGCAAGAGCUCAAGAAACUCAAGAACACCAACUAUGAUAGUAUCCAGCAGACUGCCCGCAGCAUCGCUGAACAGGCCCACGAGUUGGCCUAUGACCCCAACUACAUGUCCCCUUUCGCCCAGUUUGCCUGUGACAAUGGGUUGAAUGUAAGAGGGGGGAAGCCUGAUGACAUCACAGUGCUUCUGUCCAUCGUGGCAGAAUACACAGACUGAGGGCGCUCAUUGGAGCUUGCUCUUCUCUUACACCUGUGUCUUCCACCCCUCUCCUAUUGCACUGCUCCCCAUCUCACUUCUCCCAGCACCCCUUUCCAUUCUUCCAAUUCUCGAGUAGAUCUCCAGUCAACACAGGGAGGAGGAUAACAUGAACUCGCUGGUGUGGGUGGUGAUGCAAGCGGUACAAACAGUCCAAAAUUGAUGACCUCAUUUGUGUCCAAAAGGAUUUUGGGAAUCUUCAACCUGUGUUGUGAAUUUGAGUCAUUUUUAGUUUUCCAAGGGGCAAGGAGAUCCAUGCAUUACCCACAAAAAGUGGUUUCUAAUGGGAGAAGCUGUUGUAUUCACUCGUGUGGCAUGUGCAAAUGAAAAUCUGUUGUUAAAUGGUUGGUCGUCUAUGUCUUGAGAGAGAAGUUAAGAAUCUCUGAAGCCUCUGUGCUGGAGUGCCUCUGUGUUUUUGUGUGUACAUGUAUAAAGUGUCCCGUUUGGUUAAGCUGUAAUGGAAAGGUAGGUUUAAGUUCGGAAGGAGGCUUGGCUAGAUUUAAACCUGUUGGGAAAUGCAAGUGCUUUAGGAUGUGCUGGCUAGUUCUGUUCAGCCAGCAUAUCUACCUCUAGUUAGACAACCUUCAUCUACACCAUCACUUUGUGAGGUCUUGGAUGAUGGAUUGCAAGUUCAAAGGCAGGAAGGAGAUGGGUUGUAUGUACAGCUUGCAUUUGGUUAUAAAAGAUAGAAACUGAACUGCACAGAGAUCGUAGACCUUAGUCAGUGUAGUGCCAUAUUUAAGUUUUGACAGGAAUGAAACUGAGGCUGUGAGGAUUAGAAGUACAGUACGAUCAAUGGAUUGUACCUUUUAACAUCGAACCGAUUGUUCAGCUGACAAAAUGUUCUUCUGAAAUGUUACGUAGACAAAAACUAAAAACUUUUGAAAGUUGUGAUUUGGUGAAAAUUACAUGAUCUAGGACCUAUAUACAGUUCGUAAAGACUGUAAGUAUAUCCCUCACAUCCUUAUUUUCAAUAUGGCGUCAAACCUGACUAUGGUCUGUACCAGAGAAUGUCACAGUCCACUGAUAGACAGAUUCAUUCGCCCACGGAGAUGGUGGAUGUUGACUGAAUGCGUGUUGGAUGUAUAUUUACAUGACUUCACCUCUCGACCCUUGAGUUUGAAAGUCUACACGCACAAAUGGCUAGCAUCUGGCAAUGCUUUUCAUGAAUUGAAAGGUCAGGUAAAUAAAUAAAUGUUUUAUUUUUAUAAAUAUUUAGCUUUUAGUGGACAAGAUUCAACAGAAUGCAGAAGUCAGGGAACGCUGGCCUUUACGGAUCGACCGUAAAGCCUUUCGGCGUUUUCUGUGCUCCCUAGCGAGGCUUGGGUUAUUUUUUUAAUUGACUGAAGGGUAUCUAAUGCUUUUUUUUUUUUUUUUCCUGUGUCACUCUAGAUUGGUUCUAGAGAACUUUUUCACAUUCAUGUGCUGCUUUAAUUUUGUAAAUUAUAAAUGUGUGAGUGACUACAUUAUUUAUAUGAAUGUUUUUACCUGUACAAUAAAAAAAAUGGGUGAGUUAAUGGCGAUUUUAUUUCCCGAAAGCGACAAUUCAUGCAGACCGUUGAGUAUGAUUGGCUUGCAGUCUUUGGAUAAAAUGGAACACUGAUUCUAUGAGAAGCAUUAACUAUACAUAAUUGUUAUAUUUUUGGCCAAUUUAUUGAGAUUGGCAAACCAUAAAGCAAUACAGAUUUUUUUAAAUAUCUUUUUAGUUUUGUUUCUCCUGUGAAAUAUUGUGCAUGCCCAGGAUGGCAAACCUCAGUCAAGUAUGUGAAAAAAAUUAUUGAUUUAUGUAUAGCCCACGAGUAAAUAUUCCUUUAAGCUUUCAUAUUUGAAAUCGUAUAUAACUAAACAUGGAACUCAAUGUUUUGUGAGGUUUGCCAUCCUGAUGUCCCACAAAGGCAUGGCUCUUCACCUACAGAUAGAGAGGACUAUAAUGAAGUCCUCAGUUGUGCCUGCUACACAAUUCGACGAGAACUGUGAUCUCUUAUUAUGUGUAACGUCUUGUGGGUUGUGGUUAUGUUAAAAUCAACAUCUCGAUCCACAUUGUGUAAUCAGUAAAGAAAACCAAAGCAGGAAAGCCAUAGGACCAGCAUGACCCAAUGUCUCACUGUCACCUAAAAGACCGCAGUUGAAUCGUUAAAUGUUAAGAGUAUCUGCCGGAAUUACCAUAGUGUCCCAAAUCUGCUUUUCUUUCUAGAUAAAUGAAAUGGAAAUCAACUAAACAGUCAUUCAUAUGUAAUGGUUAUUCAGUUGUGUACUUGUCAAUUACAAAAUGUGUGCUCUAGGUCGAAAAUGUUUUAGCUGUCUUUUUAUUUUAGUCAAAGGUGAUGUGUGUGAUAUCAGCGCCUCUAGAGGCAGCAAACGGAAUUGCAAUUUAUGUAAAAUACUUUUUUUUAACAACUCAACCAAUGGCAAGAGUUUAAGGUGGAGCUAACAGUUUGCUGGAGUAAUGACAGUUAAAAAAAACAAGUGUAACGUCAUAUAAAUUGUGUAUUGGUCAGUCUGUGUCCGAAUAUAGCCAAGAGGCAAAUUUUCGAGUUUGUCUUCUCUUUAUAUGCACUACUUAUAAGCUACUCUUAAUUACUCUUAAUACUCUUAAAGAAGGUAUUUUGGUAUUGCAACCUAUGCACUAUAACACUGGAUAUUGACUGUUUGAACAAACUGUCAGAUUUUCUUCCACAUUAAAUGAAAAAAAUCUGUCCUAGAGAUAGAAUUUGAAAAACAAACCAAUUAGUGUGCAGCUGAAGAAAACAUUAUUUUUGCAAUUCUGUUUGGUGUCUCUGGCGGUGCGUAAAAUGUCACGUUUCGCCAUUAGUGAGUGUCAUUGCAUGAGACGGUGUUGUGACUGAACUUUUUGUGUCUGGAGUUUUGCCACUUUGUUUGCCACACACAACACACAUUUUUCUGAAUUCUCUUGUUAUGGCUUGUCCAAAACCGUCAGAUGUGCUUUUAUCAAUUCUAGUGCAAUUUUCCUACAUCAUAAUUUCAAAACAGGAAAGUUGCCUCCUUGAGUUGGGCGGAUAGUGACUGAACGCCACUCAGAUCUGUGUCUGUUUCACUGUGAGUGAACCAGGAGUGGAUCCAUCAUACAAAUCAACAUGCCAUUUGCGCCUUAAAAUCUCAUACUGUCCCAUCCAGAGGCCUUUGUGUGGCAAAGCAUGCAUGUCUCGUCUGGGUGUCGCUUACAGUAGUGUCCUCGAUUUUGGUUGUAUCAUCUGUCCUUCUCUCAUUUGAUGGUUACUAUGGUGCUUCUGCAGUCAAGAUGAGUCUCUCAGUCUCUGAAGCAGACAAUGUGCGAAUGAGAACUACACUUUUUGUGUGUACAGUGUAACAAUGCAAGAAAAGUUCCUGUAAAUAUGUUUUCCAAGUUGUAAAAUAUUUAAAUAAAAAAUAUAGUAUUUAUACUAAAAUACGA